This is a messenger RNA of Nycticebus coucang (slow loris), 1304 nucleotides long. It is a transcript of the gene PCNA, whose product is annotated as proliferating cell nuclear antigen. Gene Ontology annotation, biological process: regulation of DNA replication; translesion synthesis; leading strand elongation. Gene Ontology annotation, molecular function: DNA polymerase processivity factor activity; DNA binding. The transcript has 6 exons. Gene Ontology annotation, cellular component: PCNA complex. The coding region runs from base 213 to 998 and encodes 261 amino acids. The record is from RefSeq and is a predicted model, not a curated record. Lineage: Eukaryota; Metazoa; Chordata; Mammalia; Primates; Lorisidae.
CGUGAUGACGUCGCAACUCUAGACGCAGGAGAACAGCGCGCGCUUGAGGACUCGGCGGCAUUAAACCGUUGCUGGGGUAGCUGCCUGAUCGUCGUCUUCCUCUUAGGCUCUCGUUUCUGCGUCCACCUUCUCGCCCUCAGCCUCGUGAAACCAAAACCGGCCAGACCUUCCUUUCCACCCACCUGUAGCCGCGUCAUUGCGACUCCAUCACCAUGUUCGAGGCGCGCCUAGUCCAGGGCUCCAUCCUGAAGAAGGUGUUGGAGGCACUGAAGGACCUUAUCAACGAGGCCUGCUGGGACAUCAGCUCCAGCGGCGUGAACCUGCAGAGCAUGGAUUCGUCCCACGUUUCGUUGGUGCAGCUCACCCUGCGCUCCGAGGGCUUCGACACGUACCGCUGCGACCGAAACCUGGCUAUGGGUGUGAACCUCACCAGCAUGUCCAAAAUACUAAAAUGUGCUGGCAAUGAAGAUAUCAUUACACUAAGGGCUGAAGAUAACGCAGACACCUUGGCGCUAGUAUUUGAAGCACCAAAUCAGGAGAAAGUUUCAGACUAUGAAAUGAAAUUAAUGGAUUUGGAUGUUGAACAACUUGGAAUCCCAGAACAAGAAUACAGCUGUGUAGUAAAGAUGCCUUCUGGUGAAUUUGCACGUAUAUGCAGAGAUCUCAGUCACAUUGGAGAUGCUGUUGUAAUUUCCUGUGCAAAAGAUGGAGUGAAAUUUUCUGCAAGUGGAGAACUUGGGAAUGGAAACAUUAAGUUGUCACAGACAAGUAAUGUGGAUAAAGAGGAGGAAGCUGUUACUAUAGAGAUGAACGAGCCAGUUCAGUUAACUUUUGCACUGAGGUACCUGAACUUCUUCACAAAAGCCACUCCACUCUCUUCUACUGUAACACUCAGUAUGUCUGCAGAUGUACCCCUUGUUGUAGAGUAUAAAAUUGCUGAUAUGGGACAUUUGAAGUACUACUUGGCUCCGAAAAUUGAGGAUGAAGAAGGAUCUUAGGCAUUCUCAAAAUGACAGGAAAAAUGAAACUAAGCUCUUUGAGAACUGUUUGAGAUGCCAGCAUGUACUGAGGUCUUUUCUGCCACCAAAUUUGUACUUCUGAGUACAAUGUAGAUAUUUUCUGUAAAUAACCAUUUUUUCUCCCUUCCAUUCUCUACAAUUUGCUUAAAAGUCCAGUCAGUCUGGUCUUAUUAACCUAGAAAUAUUUUGCCUUACUUAUGAAUACUUUUUGUGAUACAAAAAGCUUUGACUCUAGCAGCUUUAAGAAUUGUUUUUCAAUUUAAAUAAAAUUACCUGAAUUUCAAA